Molecule: messenger RNA, 2295 nt
Organism: Annulohypoxylon maeteangense
Lineage: Eukaryota; Fungi; Ascomycota; Sordariomycetes; Xylariales; Hypoxylaceae
Product: ubiquitin fusion degradation protein UFD1-domain-containing protein
Exons: 1
Coding region: 1-2295 (764 amino acids)
Cellular component (GO): VCP-NPL4-UFD1 AAA ATPase complex
Molecular function (GO): polyubiquitin modification-dependent protein binding
Source: RefSeq, a predicted model, not a curated record
AUGACCGAACAAGCUACUAUUGAGUGGUCUGCCACUCUGAAUGUUGUUUCCCGAGCCACGCACCCGUCUAAGGACUUGAACGGUGACAAGAUCAUCCUCCCCCAAUCCGCCCUCGAGCAGUUACUCGCCGCUUCGACUUCAUCCCCGAACCCUACCUCAGCUUCGAGCUCAUCAAAUCCCUUUCGUAGCCCAUACACGUCGACUUCCGCGUCCUCGUCUGCCCGGGCCCCGUAUGCUUUCGACGGUGAUCCUUAUCAGCACCUCCCGAGCCCGCUUAUGUUUCGUCUGGUCAACCCGUCCAACGGAAAUGCUGUCUACGCUGGCAUACGCGAGUUCUCAGCCGAUGAAGGCGAGGUGCUGCUUAGCCCAUAUCUAGCAGAAGCUUUAGGGUUUGAUCUAACUAAAGACACGUCGGGCGAGGAGGAGGAUGGUUUGUGUAGUAACGGAACCACGGCGUCACGGAUUACUGUCCACGCGCAACAUCUUCCAAAAGGGGCAUAUAUUCGCUUGAGGCCAUUGGAAGCUGGCUAUAAUCCCGACGACUGGAAAUCCUUACUCGAGAGGAAACUUCGUGAGAGUUUCACAACCCUAACAAAUGGCGCAAUCUUAUCCGUUCCGGGCGUUAAGGGCGAGUUGUUCCGCCUUCUUGUUGAUAGGUUCAGGCCGGAGGGAGACGGGAUUUGCGUCGUGAAUACCGAUCUCGAAGUUGACAUCGAGGCCUUGGAUGAGGCGCAAGCUAGGGAAACCGUGAGACAGAUUAUAGCCAGGCAGCAGAAAGCACCAGGUACCGUAGGUGGUAGUUCGGUUGGCCAGGAACUGAAUAUUUGGAAAGCUGUUGGCGGCCAAGUUCUUCCUGGAGAUUAUGUGGACUACGAACUUCCCUCGUGGGCUCGGUCGAGGGUUCUCGAGAUUGAGGUUAGCGAGCUACAGGACGAGUACGGUAUAGACCUAUUCGUGAGUCCGAAAUCUUCGCGACAGAGAGCGGUGCCUCGCCAGUCAGAACAUGUUUUCGGUGCCUUCAGCUACACAGAAUAUGGGAGCAAGCGUAUAAUUAUCCAGCCCACUAAUGUCGAGCUUGAGAAUGCCGAGAGCCUGCUGAUUUCCGUUUUUGGAUACGUCCCUAAUUCGGGCGCCUCGUCAACAGACGCCCUCCCUCUCCCAUACAAGUUGAGGAUUAAGAACAACGCGAUGACGACGGAAGCGCCACCAGCCUCCGACUCGACGACUUUGGAAAUGCAGGUGUCUCCGGAUGAGGAGAUGUGCAAGAAUUGCCUUCAGCCGAUCCCUAAGCGCACCAUUAUUCUGCAUGAAAACUUCUGUCUUCGCAAUAACAUAGCGUGUGCUCAAUGUCGAAAUGUCUUCCAGAAGAUGUCGGACGAGUGGAGGGAGCACUGGCAUUGUCCUCGUGACGAGGCAUAUGGUUCGUCGGAGAUGACCAAGGCCAAACACGACUCCAUCUACCAUACCGAACGGCGAUGUCCGUCUUGUCCGUUUACUUCGAAUUCCAUUCCAGAUAUAGCCCGCCACCGUACUACGCUUUGUCCUGGUAAAAUCAUCUUGUGCCAGUUCUGCCACCUAGAGGUUUGUCAAGAAGGCGACCCGUUCAACCCGUCCGCCGAGAUGCUCCAUACUGGCCUCACAGAACAUGAGCUCGUCGAUGGUGCAAGAACUACGGAUUGCCAUUUGUGCUCCAAGAUCAUCCGGCUUCGCGACAUGUCAACGCAUCUUAAGUAUCACGAACUCGAGAAAGCCCACCGGCCAAAACCUGCCACCUGCAGGAAUGCCAACUGCGGGCGGACCUUACAUGGCGUCGGCAGGAACGGGACUGUUAAUGCUGGUACCAGAAUGGGUCAAGGUCCCGGUAACGAUAUCGGGUUAUGUUCCCUAUGCUUCUCGCCGCUCUACGUGAGUUUAUACGAUCCGGAGGGGAAGGCCUUGAAGAGACGCAUCGAGCGUCGGUAUCUAACGCAGAUGAUGCAAGGAUGUGGGAAGAGCUGGUGUGCUAACGAGUGGUGUAAGACGGGUCGCGCCAAUCUGAAGCUGGAGCCAAAACCGUCGACCGCGCAGCUCGCGCUACCCCAGAUCCGACCUCUUAUGGAUUACGUCCGCGACACGCAGAAAUCGAUGAAUUUCUGCGUCGACGAGGCGAAUCAGCGGAGGAGGAAGCUCGCGGAGAUGCUGGCGGCCGAAGACGACUGGGAUAUAGAGUGGUGUAUUGCGGCAUGCGAAGCUGAGGGCCCCAAUCUAGACAGGGCAAGGGGUUGGCUAAUCAAUUGGGCACCCUCUAAUGAAUGA